AUGAAUAAACAUUUCCUAAUUCGAGCAUUGAAUAUCGGUGACCGGGAAGAAUCGUAUCCGCAUCCAGCCACUGNCUCACGAGUGUUUUUGUCUACCUCGGGCAACGAGACACUAGAAGGUCGCGCGGACUUUGAGACUCGUGAGAAGACUUACCGGCAGGAGAAAACACCGGUAAGCUUCAUUGGUGAGCUAGCACCGUCUACGUUGUAA
This is a messenger RNA of Echinostoma caproni, 210 nucleotides long. The record is from the annotation of a GenBank genome assembly. Lineage: Eukaryota; Metazoa; Platyhelminthes; Trematoda; Plagiorchiida; Echinostomatidae.